AUUACGUCAGCUGUUCAAAAUAGACAUCAAAAGUCGAGAGAAAAUACGCAAUAAAAAGUGAAAUAAAAAUUGAAAACUUAUCUGAUCCACCGGCUCAGGCCUGAAAUAUAUUGCAUAAAAUACGUUUGAAAGUUAAUCGAUGCUGUAGAGACCUACAAUCUAUAGUUGUCUUGCAAAAUAAGCCCCCAAAACGAUGUCUUUUCGUUUCCUUACCAAUCGACUAUUCAGCCAUGGUCGAUAUUUUGUCAAACGUUACUGUAAGCGAAACAUACACAACAACAUUUUGGAACGACCGAGAACACGAUUACAACCAGGUGCUACUGCGGUUAGUGUGACAAAGGCCGCUACCAAUCCAGUCUUCAAAAAUACAACUUUAUUUCGAUUCGGUCAACAUGCCCGUCGUCUUUUCGUCGAUAACAUUCUUAAUCGGGUGACCACCACAUAUUCUUCGGAUCUGAGAACUGACGCAUUGAAGAAAUUCCUUUACGGCGAUUCGACUCCUCUGUUUGCUUUGAUUGGUGUAAGUCUUGCGACUGGAUCCGGAAUUUUAACAAAGGAUGAUGAACUCGAAGGCGUCUGCUAUGAAAUCAGGGAAGCAGUGUCUCGCUAUCAGUCGCAUUGCGAUGAAGAGGACAUCACGCAGAAAAUCAACGACGAAUUCAAUUUGUCUCUUAUUGACAUCGGACCCCCUAUAGCUAAAGGUUGUGCGGCUGUUGUCUACGCAGCUGCACUAAAGAGAAGCGACCAAACGAACAUUGAACCAUUGAAUGUGACCGAAGUUAAACCACGAACAUUGCCACUGUCACCGCGGAACGAAAUGAUGUCACCUAUUCAAAACACAAGUCGAUUCGUACACAAUUUCGGAGGAAGCGUCGACAAUCUGUCUUUCAAUCGACCGAAUGUUGACAAUGAAUUCGUGACGCCAACAAGCCAAACCAGCAACGAAACCAAUUCAACUAAAGUGUCCAGCAUCCAUGGGGUCAAGUCAGUCCGAUUUGAUACCGCAUCAAAUGUUAUCCACUCGAAGCGAAACGAAAGUUUAUCGUCUUCCGACGAGGAAUCGCCAGUUGAGGUUUGUCCAUGCGAUAAGAUGGUUUCACAAGGGAAUUCAUUGAAUUUGAAUCUUUUGCUCCAGCUGACUCCGCAGUCAACCGAUUUGGCGCAAUAUCCCUUGGCUUUGAAAAUGAUGUUCAACUACGAUAUCCAAAGCAAUGCCAUGGCCAUACUCAAAGCUAUGUACAAGGAGACCAUUCCGGCCCGACGUAAACAUUCGAACGAAGAUGUCGAUGGAUGGGAGAAACUAUUGCGCGAACAAACUGUUCAUCUUCCACCUCAUCCAAACAUUGUAACCAUGUACGGCGUUUUUUGCGAUCAAAUUCCGAAUCUACCACUGUCCGAUACUCUCUAUCCGAUGGCUCUUCCGUUGCGUAUCAACCCGAACGGAUACGGUCGUAACAUGAGCCUUUUCUUGUUGAUGAAACGCUACAACAGCCGUUUGUGUGAUUAUCUGGAAGAAAACAGUGUAUCGAUGCGAACUCGACUGUUGCUGUUCGCACAGCUUCUGGAGGCUGUAGCGCAUCUGUAUCGAUACGGGGUGGCACAUCGUGAUCUUAAGUCCGACAAUAUUUUGAUCGAUUUAAACAACGACGUUCAUCCCAUUCUCGUUUUGUCCGAUUUCGGUUGUAGUCUGGCUGACAAAACGAAUGGUUUGCAAUUGCCUUAUACGUCGAUCGACACCGACAAGGGUGGAAAUACUGCCCUAAUGGCUCCAGAAAUCAUAACCAAAACUCCGGGAACAUUUUCGAUUUUGAAUUAUACAAAAUCCGAUUUAUGGGCUUGCGGAGCCAUAGCUUAUGAGAUAUUCGGUCAAUCCAAUCCGUUCUAUGAAUUGAAGAAUGCAUCCUACAAAGACAACCAACUGCCAGCAUUGGGAUCAAAUGUUCCCAUCAUCGUUCAACGUUUGAUCGAAAAUAUUUUACAAAGAAAUCCCAACAAACGUCUCAAUCCAGACAUUGCCGCCAAUGUAAUGCAACUGUUUCUAUGGGCGCCAACGUCUUGGAUCCGCAAAGGAACGACACCAAAUACGUCCGAUAUCUUACAAUGGCUUCUAUCAUUGACCACAAAAGUAUUGGUCGACGAUCGAUUAAUGGGCGGUGUUGAUGGUAGCGGCAAGGAUGCGUUCGGCUAUCAGAUCGGUCGUCGUACUUAUACAGAGUAUUUACUAAUUUCGAGUUUUUUGAUGCGAGCCCGUCUACAGUACAUACGGAAUGCGUUGAAUUGGAUCCACAGUGUUGUUUAGGAGUGAAGUAAUUGUAUUGUUGCACGGUAGGUUGAUGCUUUUGCAGCAUAUUUUGUGUGAUAUUGAAAGUUGAGAGAAAAUAUAUUUUUGUUUUAAGUAA
Molecule: messenger RNA, 2399 nt
Organism: Bradysia coprophila
Lineage: Eukaryota; Metazoa; Arthropoda; Insecta; Diptera; Sciaridae
Gene: Pink1
Product: PTEN-induced putative kinase 1
Biological process (GO): protein phosphorylation; autophagy of mitochondrion; positive regulation of mitochondrial fission
Cellular component (GO): mitochondrion
Molecular function (GO): ATP binding; protein serine/threonine kinase activity
Source: RefSeq, a predicted model, not a curated record